Messenger RNA from Lagenorhynchus albirostris (white-beaked dolphin), 480 nucleotides. RefSeq names its product sterol carrier protein 2-like. The record is from RefSeq and is a predicted model, not a curated record. Gene Ontology annotation, cellular component: cytosol. Lineage: Eukaryota; Metazoa; Chordata; Mammalia; Artiodactyla; Delphinidae. The coding region runs from base 49 to 480 and encodes 143 amino acids. The transcript has a single exon.
CAGCAGAAUUUACGCACCGGGGGAGCUGUAGUUGUCACGCUGUACAAGAUGGAUUUUCCUGAAGCUGCCAGUUCUUUUAGAACUCAUCAAAUUGAGGCUGCUCCAACCGGCUCUGCAGUUGAUGGAUUUAAGGCAAAUCUAGUCUUUAAGGAGAUUGAGAAGAAGCUUGAAGAGGAAGGAGAGCAGUUUGUGAAGAAAAUCGGUGAUAUUUUUGCCCUCAAGGUGAAGGAUGGCCCUGGAGGUAAAGAAGCCACCUGGGUGGUGGACGUGAAGAAUGGCAAAGGACCGGUGCUCCCUAACUCAGAUAAGAAGACCGACUGCACAAUUACAGUGGCUGACUCGGACUUACUGGCUUUGAUGACCAGUAAAAUGAAUCCUCAGUCGUCCUUCUUUCAAGGCAAAUUGAAAAUCACUGGCAACAUGGGUCUAGCUACGAAGUUACAAAAUCGUCAGUUUCAGCCAGGCGAAGCUAAGCUGUGA